Urocitellus parryii (Arctic ground squirrel) is the source of this 3690-nucleotide messenger RNA. RefSeq names its product kelch domain containing 7B (gene Klhdc7b). The record is from RefSeq and is a predicted model, not a curated record. NCBI's taxonomy places the organism in Eukaryota, Metazoa, Chordata, Mammalia, Rodentia, Sciuridae. Gene Ontology annotation, molecular function: protein binding.
AUGAUCCAGGGUGCCCAGGCAGGUGGGCCCCUCUGGGGCUGGGAUGGGGACGGUGAUGAUGACUGGGACGGCGCUGCGCUUGGUCUGCUGGCUCUGGCGGUGGUGGCUGCCACAGCACUGGCUUUGCAUUGGUUUGGCUCCAGACAGGAUCAGGAAGUGGCAGGACCAAAGUCCACAGUCGGGGGGACCCAGUCUACUCCAGAAGGCAGGUUGGUUCUGCAUCCAGAGUCCCAGGUCAGUGGUGGCAGCAAGGGAGACAGAGAAGGGCAGAAGAAGCCUCACCCUCCCAGACGCAGUCAGGGGAGCCUGGCUAUGUCUGCGGCCCAGGACCAGGAGCCCCUCGUUGGCAGAGUUUUGGCUGUCACAGCUGGACCUCCACUCAGUACUCUUGGAAAUGCCACCAGUGGAGGGACCUUGGGAGAGCGGUGUGGUAACCCCACCCCAGAAGCCCAGCGAGGUGAAGGAAGGGAGCCCCCCAGGCCAGACACGGCUCUCCUGGGUAGGAGCAAAGCAGGGGCGACACCUGCUCCCCUCCUGAUCCGCUUCACCCUUCGGAGUUCUGGUGGCGAAGCUGAACUGCAGGCGGGGGCAGGUGGUGCCGGUGCUAACGGGCCAGCUCGCCCGGCCCCUAUCCACAGAGAGCAACAGGACACCAAGCGCUGGGACCUGCCUGGCUCUCUGGGGACAGUCCGCCGCAGCCGGCGACGUCAGGCCGACGCUGUCUCCUCGGGAGACCCAACCUGCCAUCCCCCAAAGCCCGACCCCCUCCGCCUGGGCGCCGCGGUGAGUGUGUGGGAUGCUAUCGACGCGGCGUCCGCCGCUGCAGUGGACGCCCGCUCCCGCAGCCCGGGCGCCGGCUCCCGGUGGUCGGCCUCAGCCCAGGGUCCGGCCCAGCCGGCACUGCCCCAGGCCCAGCCCGCGCUAACGGUUCCAGGGACAAACCGCUCGGAGCGCGGGCGCGAGAAGUGCAGCCCCCAGGCAGCCCCAGCCCAGCCUCUGGGCGCCCAGGGCGAGGCUGGCCAGGCCACCGAGACCAGCGCCCUCGCCCCCCGGGAGGCUGCGGGCGCCCCGGCCCCGACGGAGGGCCGGCCCUGGGUCAGGAAAGCGGUCAUCGCCACCAGUGACUUCAGCCGCGCCCUGGACUCGGCGGGCGAGGGGCCGGAGGAGGUGCCGGUGGAGUCCUGCGGCGCGCGUGCGGCCGGGGCUGCGGGCCCCGCAGAGGGCGGCCCGGGGCUCGACUCCGGGCUGGGCAGAACGGGAGAGGGGAGGGAGUCCCAGCCUCGUCAGGGCUGGGAGCAGGCGGCUGGUGGCCCGGUUGCUGACCGGGAGCCCCAGCCGACCCGGCACCGAGGAAGGCCAACCGUAGAGGGCCACAGUGGCGUCCCCUCCACUGGCCGUCCAGCCACGCCCCCGCCUCGGGGCGGGGACCCGGGUCGCCCUUCCCCGAAGGCAAAGAGGUCUGGCGUGGGCCUCCUCCCCGCAGCCCCCAGCCCCUCUCCUACAAACUCUCUGCCCCACGGAGUCAGCCAGGAUCCUUCCGAGGGUGAAAAAGUCAGCGCGGCGCCAGCCUCCUCAUCAGACCAAGUUUCCACUUCAGCUCCCACAGUAAUCCUAGCCCCUUCUCCAUCCAGAGCCCCACUCCCAGUGACAAACCCAUCACCAGCCGCAGCCGCAGCCUCAGCUCCGCCCACAGCCUUAGCCCCAGCCUCAAUCCCAGCCUCGGCGGCAGCCUCAACCCCAGGCCCAUCCCCAUCACCAACCUUACUCCCAGCCCCUGCCUUAGCUAGUGGGUCAAGCCCUGCGGCUGGAGAGUCCAAAGUGGGUCUCUCCAGGAGCUACCGAGAAGGGCAGAUUACAAGUAGCUGGGGAAACCUUAUUGCCAUGGUUCUUAGAAGCCACCCCUUUCCCAGGCCAGAGAAGCCCAAAGGCUGCGCCCUAAGGGCGGUCCCUGUGAGCCCUUUCACCCAUUCUGAACACAGACCAGGGGCUUCCCAAUCUGAAGGGGAAAUCCCCAACCUCCAGAAUAGGCACCCAUCUUCCUUGGGGAUUGUCACACAGGCGGGAGGACUGGCCAAGACUCCAUGUCAGGCGCAGCCAGUGGGCUUUGAAACCCAUGGGAAGUCCCCCCCUGGCCCACCUCUAGGCCCCAAAGAAAACAGAACCAAGGAGAAAAGUCUAGACUCACUGCCCUCAGCUGAAGUUCCUGGGGGACACACAGAGCCCUCUGUGCAGAUGCCGUCUGGCUCUGCACCACCCUCUGCUAUGAGGUGGGAUGCUCAGCAUGUCCCCAGACCACGGAAACACAGCAUGUGUGAAAUAGCCCUGAGCUCUGAGCAUYUGGUCAGCCAGGUGGCCCCAGAGCAGCACCAGGGUCCAGUGCUCAGGGAGGAGGCCAGCUCUGCAGGCCGCAGGGGAGUCCUCACAGAGAAGCAGAAAGAGGCCCAAAAACUCAUGGUUUUUCUGCAGAGGCCUGGGAGUUGGGGGAGGGUCAAGGGAUCCCAGAAGCCCCACUUGUGGGCCUUGGAGGCAGCCACAGCUGUUCAACGUCCCCAGCGGCUAGACCUGGGCAGCUGCCUGGAGGUGCUGGCCUUUGCCCAGCAGCAUGGGGAGCCUGGCCUAGCCCAGGAGACCUAUGCCUUGAUGAGCAGCAACCUGCUGCACGUGCUGGGCGACCCGCACCUCUACCGGCAGCUGAGUGGGGCUGAUCGGGAGCGCAUCCUCAGCCUGCGGACGCGCCAGGGCCAGGCCAUGCUGGGGGUCCUAGUACUGCCCAGACUCUACCAGGUGUGCCGUCCCGGGUUCAAGAAGAGCUCUCGUGGUGAGGAAUCUCCUGAAGCUCAGACUGCACCCCUGCCUCAUCGAACAUUCCUCCACGUGUUCCACCCUCAAGAGAACAUUUGGCGGCCCCUGACCCAGGUGCCGGAGGAAGCCCCCCUCCGGGGCUGUGGUCUCUGCACCAUGCACAACUACCUGUUCCUUGCAGGCGGCAUCCGUGGCUCUGGUGCCCAGGCUGUCUGCUCCAAAGAGGUCUUUUGCUACAACCCUCUGACCAACAUCUGGAGCCAGGUUCGGCCCAUGCAGCAAGCCAGAGCCCAGCUCAAGCUGGUGGCCCUGGACGGGCUGCUGUAUGCUAUUGGAGGCGAGUGCCUGUACAGCAUGGAGCGCUACGACCCACGCACAGAUGCCUGGACCUUAYGUGCUCCCCUCCCUGCAGGCACCUUCCCUGUGGCCCAUGAGGCUGUGGCCUGCCGUGGGGACAUCUAUGUCACAGGAGGUCACCUCUUCUACCGCCUGCUUAGAUACAGUCCUGAGAAGGACUCAUGGGAUGAGUGCCCCUACAGUGCCAGCCACCGGCGCUCCAGUGACAUGGUGGCACUAGGGGGCUUCCUGUACCGCUUCGACCUGCUGCGGGGUGUGGGCGCUGCAGUGAUGCGCUACAACACGGUGACGGGUUCCUGGAGCCGUGCUGCCUCCCUGCCACUGCCGGAGGCCAUCCCACUCCGUUGUACUGUGUUGGGCAACACCAUUUACUGUCUCAACCACCAGGUCACAGCCACCUUUGCAGUCUCUGAGGGGACUGCCCAGUUUCAGGCCCAGGAGCUGCAGCCCUUUCCCCUGGGGAAUAAGGGGAUCCUCUGUCCAUUCAUCCUGACUCUGCCCACUGCGGCCCGGCUGCAGACCUCACUCUGA